AUGACCGACCAAUUCGCAUUUACGUACCCAUCGCCUCUCGAGGGCUACGAGAACGAGCCUCCGCUGCCGACUGAGACAUCCGAGGACGGGAAGAGCUUGAAGAACCCGCAGAGAGGAGCCUUGAGCAAUGCAUACGAAACCUUUAUCGACCCAUUGAGUAAGGGCAGGAGGGGUGGUUUUGACAUCCACGUCUACUACAUGCAAUCACAACUAGAAUACGCCCGCCAGCUGUAUGAUAGGAUAAGGAGGGAGUUUCCCGAACUUCGGAUAUACCGUUUCUGGGAGAAGCCAGUGGGCCCACACCCCUACGCCAUGUUCGAAGUGAACCUCUUCACGCCGGCACAGUUCGGGGCCUUCAUCCCAUGGCUGGUCAUCUGGAGGGGCCCUCUUUCCGCGCUGGUGCACCCGAACACGGAUGAGCCGGGCACCUUGGAAUCAGAGAGCGAGCUGCGGAACCACACGCAGAGGGCGACAUGGCUUGGCGACAAGGUCCCGCUGGACCUGAGUAUGUUCUACGCAUGGAAGCGGAAGGAGCUUGAAGAGAAGCAGAAAAGUGGAAAGGAGGCUGCGUGA
This is a messenger RNA of Diaporthe amygdali, 573 nucleotides long. RefSeq lists its product as uncharacterized. Lineage: Eukaryota; Fungi; Ascomycota; Sordariomycetes; Diaporthales; Diaporthaceae. The transcript is spliced from 3 exons. The coding region runs from base 1 to 573 and encodes 190 amino acids. The record is from RefSeq and is a predicted model, not a curated record.